Messenger RNA from Apodemus sylvaticus (European woodmouse), 1226 nucleotides. It is a transcript of the gene Tbx10, whose product is annotated as T-box transcription factor 10. The transcript is spliced from 7 exons. Gene Ontology annotation, cellular component: nucleus. Gene Ontology annotation, molecular function: RNA polymerase II cis-regulatory region sequence-specific DNA binding; DNA-binding transcription factor activity, RNA polymerase II-specific. Lineage: Eukaryota; Metazoa; Chordata; Mammalia; Rodentia; Muridae. Bases 111 to 1145 code for a protein of 344 amino acids. The record is from RefSeq and is a predicted model, not a curated record. Gene Ontology annotation, biological process: cell fate specification; regulation of transcription by RNA polymerase II; positive regulation of DNA-templated transcription.
UCUUCCUGUCUGCUGGCCUUGGGGUACUUGCUCCUCCAGAUACCUGUCCUGUGACCAGCACCAGCUGGGAGUCCCCACUGGGGACACCAUUCCCCUCAGGUUCCUGCGCCAUGUCCACAGAAACCCAGGCCAUGGCAGAGCCCACUGGGCAGGGCCCCAAGAACCCACGUGUGUCCAGCGUGAUGGUGCAGCUAGAGAUGAAGCCACUGUGGGAAGAAUUCAACCAGCUGGGCACAGAGAUGAUUGUCACCAAAGCGGGCAGGAGGAUGUUCCCGACCUUCCAGGUGAAGAUCUUAGGCAUGGACACGCUGGCUGACUACGUCCUGCUCAUGGACUUCAUCCCACUGGACGACAAGAGAUACAGGUACGCCUUCCACAGUUCGGCCUGGCUGGUGGCGGGCAAGGCCGACCCUGCCACACCUGGCAGAGUGCACUUCCACCCUGACUCGCCAGCCAAGGGUGCCCAGUGGAUGCGGCAGAUUGUGUCCUUUGACAAACUCAAGCUGACCAACAACCUGAUGGACGACAACGGCCACAUCAUCCUCAAUUCCAUGCAUCGUUAUCAGCCCCGUUUCCACGUGGUCUUCGUGGACCCACGCAAGGACAGCGCCCGCUACGCCCAGGAAAACUUCAAGUCCUUUGUCUUCACAGAGACGCAGUUCACAGCUGUGACCGCCUAUCAGAACCACCGGAUCACACAGCUGAAAAUUGCCAGCAACCCCUUUGCCAAAGGCUUCAGAGAGGCUGACCCGGACUCAUGGCCUGUGACCCCCCGGCCUUUGCUCAGUGUCCCUGCCCGGAGUCGUAGCAGCCUUGGUCCCUGCCUGCUUAAGGGCUCUGCAGAACGAGAGAAAGACACCAGCAAAGCUUCAGUUUCCGGUUCCAGGACCCCUACUCAGCCACACCAUCAGCUGCUGCCUGCCCCGGAUGUCCUACUGGCCCCUGCCACCUACAGACCCCUCCCUUACCAGAACCUGUACCCUGGACCCCCAAGCCAUGCCGGGACCUCAAGAGCUCGGCUGGCACCUUACCCUCUCCCCAACAUUAGCACUGCUGGAGACCAGGAAGACCCAAUCCUCACAGCUGGGCUGGGGCUCCUGCCCACCUCUGCCUUGUGCCUGGUGCCUAACCAAGACUCCCAGUGAUGGCCAAGGGCUGUGGAAGCCUCUCACCCUGUGCCCCAGCUCUCCUGCCCUUCUCUGUAAGACAUCUCUUCAGGAGAGCAG